CGGGCCGCACGUGUGUCUAGCGUACAUUAAAAACCUCCACUUGAACGUUUUCGAUAACUUCAUUCUUAACGAAACAAUUCUAUUAUGAACUAUAGUGUGUUGUGAAUUUUUGUGAACUUAACGGACAUCGUGAACUUGUUUUAGUGUUCUAACAAUUAAUACUUUAAUUGUUAUAAUUUACUUCCUCUAUAGAUUAAUUAGAUCUUACAUGGAACCGGAACGUUUUUAAUUAAAGUCUGGAAUUUAUUUGAUGUACAGCAGAUAGACUAUGUAACAUUUUUUAAUAACAGACUGAAUGCGGCCCGAAAGCCUUGACACGUCUCUAUCCAACACCCGCGACACAAAAGGAAGUGUCUACGCUAUGAAUGAUCAGACUUUUCACACGCCAUCUUUCGGAGACGAAGAGUUUGACAUUCCUCUGAUCCACGGCCAGCAUGCUGCCAGUGGACAGAACACACAUAUGCAAUAUUCACAACUACAUCAUUCAGCUCCUCAGGUUGGCAUGAUGAAUCCAGCUCAAGACGGUCUAGCUCCUCCAGGAGGUGCUCCUUCAUAUCAACAGCCUUUAUACUUACAAGAACCCCAUACACCUGUCACAUCUCACAGCAAUGCAACCGCGCCGGCUGGCAAUUAUAUGAUACAGCAACAACCUGGAGGCCAGCAGUUAUUAAUGCUGCAACCGAGCCAAGUAAUGAGUGGCCCACCAACUCCUAGCACCCCGACACAGGCUGCCCCUGUCUAUGGAUCACCACAGAGAGCAUCUCCACCUGGAACAACCAGUGAUGAUUCUGAUGAUAGUGUACCAUCUCAACAUUCCCAGUUGCCUGGUGAUGCGGAAAGCCUUCUGCCUAUCCAUUAUUGCUCAGCGAGCCGGCAGCAACAAACUACGCUUCAUCAGAUUGGUGUAAGUAAUAUGGCCGUAAAGAGAUCAUCACCAGAACCAAUGGAUAAUGGAAUAAGUAGGGGACAAAUGCAAAAAAAACCUAAGGUUCAGAAGAAAAAGAAAAAGAGAGAUCCUAAUGAACCCCAAAAACCUGUAUCUGCCUAUGCCUUAUUUUUUCGAGACACUCAAGCUGCCAUUAAAGGUCAAAACCCUAAUGCCAGUUUUGGAGAAGUGUCAAAAAUUGUUGCAUCUAUGUGGGAUGGCCUUGAUUCAGAACACAAAAGCGUAUAUAAACAAAAAACAGAAGUGGCAAAGAAAGAAUAUUUAAAAGCAUUAGCAGCAUAUCGGGCCAGUUUGGUUUCAAAGGGCGGAGAACAAGAAAAUCAAGUCAUGUAUAAUCACAACAACACAAAUGCAAAUUAUGGGAAUUAUUAUCAAGGUCAAGCCUAUGGCAAUGGUCAUCCACCACAGGGCUAUGCACCAAAUUCGACACCACAAGGUUACACACCACAGAAUUUCCCCGGAGGACAACCCCAACCUCCAUAUGGUGGUAAUGGACCACAAGGAUACCCAACAAAUCCCCAAGCACCAUCUCAAAAUUAUCAAGGAAACAUGGGACAUAAUCCCCAAACAUAUCAAAAUGUACCUGGACAACCACCUCAAGGUUACCAAGUGAAUACAACAUCUUCGUCUCAAGUGUGUCAACCUAACAUUGCUCAAUCACCAAGAAACUAUCAGCCUGCACAAUCUCCUAACUAUGGAGCCAAUAAUGCCCUGUCCCCGCCAGGCUACAGACAAGUUCAACCACAAUCGCCACCUGUGCAACAAGUCCAUCCUGCUAUGCAGUAUCAUCACUCCCAACAAAUGCAGCAAGUACAUCAAGUCCAAUACCAGCAGCAACAACAAAUACAUCAGCAAAGUCAGCAGCAAGCUAUGCAACAUCAGCAACAGCAACAACACCAGCAGCAGCAGCAACAACAACAUCAGCAGCAGCAGCAACAUCAACAGCAACAACACCAGCAGCAGCAGCAUCAGCAACAACAUCAACAACAAACACCACAACAAAUACCACCUCAACCAUUGCCACCACAAGCACCAAUUAUAAAAAAUGAACAGCAGUCUCCGAACAACAAUGGAACAGGUGUACCUCAUCAGUCCCCUGAGCAAACUGAAAAUAGAAGUACUCCAUCAUGUAUACGCCAAGGCUGCACCAAUCCUGCCAUCCCGAAUAGCGAAUGGGAAGAUGAAUAUUGUUCUAAUGAAUGUGUUGUUAGUCACUGCAGGGAUGUCUUCAGCUCAUGGGUAGCAUCAAAUACCAACAAUCAGAUACAAAAUUUUUCUGCUGUGAAGUAAAUAUAACAUAAUACAUAUCAACAUUUGAAUUAUGAAUAAAUAAUUUUCAUUGUUAAAAUAAUUUGUAUUGUUAGGGUUAUUUAUUAAUUAAAAAUAACAUGACAAUCAAACUCAGAUCAUGACCAGGGAGAUGAAUUACAAUAUAUUACAUAAAAUACUGUAUUUUCUGAUAGAUAUUAGCAAUAUUUAUUGCACAAAAAUAUGAGUGCCUUGUUAAUUAAAACCAAUGUCCGAAACAGCAACAGCAUAAGAAAAUAUUUGUUAAUUACACUAGCAUUCUUUAAAACUUGUAAUAAUCUCUCGGUAUUCAUGAUCAUGUUUACAUACAUUUUUUUAAAACAAAUUCCAUUAUGUUGCAUUACUUGAUGUGAGACGUUAUAUUUAAUUAUACUGUGUACUUUUGGUAAUGUAAAAAGUUGUUUAUAAUUUUCACUUGUUUUAUUGCAAUGUACAAGUUAUUCCUAUCUAUCAAUUAGUGUAUUAAAUAGAAUUUAGUGAGUAUCAUAACAUACUUUAAAAAUAUAAAAUAAGUAGAAAAGAAGCAAUUUAAACAAUAAUUUGUUGUUUAGUAUGUAAACUACAUAAUGUGUUUUGCCUUAAAUGAUAUUUUUGAAAAUUUUAGGUUAAAAAACUUUAGGAACCUAAGCUUAUAAUGUAACUAUGCGAUAAACAUCAGCCGAUUUGUUGUAUAAAAAAAUUAUUAACUUUUACAAAUAAUUUAAAUUACUAUUGAUAUGAAUUUUGAAGGCGAAAUUAUAAUACCAAGUGUAAACACUUGUAGAGCCUGUAGGUAAAAAAAGUAAGUCAAUAUAACAAUUAACAAGUAUAUAUUAGUUUAAACCCUGUUUCAAUUUGUAAUUGUAUUCUUGACAGCAAUAUCAUCUUACUCCUCUUAGAAGUUGUGCUUAGCAUAGGACAUAGCUGGACCAAAAUUUCCUUUAUAUUCAAAUAAAGUAACUAGUUAUAUGAAUUUUAAUUAUGUUUUAUUAAAUAUUCAAUAAGAAAAAUAUGUAAAUAAAUCCUUGCAAUAAUAGGAAUAAUUCUAGUUAAGGACAAAAUCUUAUAUUCAAUUUGAUGUAAUUGAUAGGUGAAAUCCCGAUAACAUGUAGUGUAUUCUUCAAGAAAACUACCCAAUAUCUAUUAUAUAAUGUCAUUGUAAAAUAAUUGUAUAAAAUGUAACUAGAACAAUUAUUUCAUUAAAUUUCCUAAGCAGAA
Molecule: messenger RNA, 3451 nt
Organism: Danaus plexippus (monarch butterfly)
Lineage: Eukaryota; Metazoa; Arthropoda; Insecta; Lepidoptera; Nymphalidae
Product: TOX high mobility group box family member 3-like
Exons: 14
Coding region: 296-2236 (646 amino acids)
Biological process (GO): regulation of transcription by RNA polymerase II
Cellular component (GO): nucleus
Molecular function (GO): chromatin DNA binding
Source: RefSeq, a predicted model, not a curated record